Aspergillus puulaauensis is the source of this 1581-nucleotide messenger RNA. Its product is annotated as putative GABA permease. Gene Ontology annotation, molecular function: transmembrane transporter activity. Gene Ontology annotation, biological process: transmembrane transport. The record is from RefSeq and is a predicted model, not a curated record. Lineage: Eukaryota; Fungi; Ascomycota; Eurotiomycetes; Eurotiales; Aspergillaceae. Gene Ontology annotation, cellular component: membrane. Bases 1 to 1581 code for a protein of 526 amino acids. The transcript has 8 exons.
AUGAAGACCCCAUUCAGCGACCCCCAUGAGCUGCAUGGCUCCGCGAGGGACAGCGACUCCGACGAUGCUGUCCUGGCACGACUGGGCAAGAAGCAAGUUCUGCGCCGGAACUUUGGGCUGGUGUCUAUGCUCGGGUUCAGCUGUACGAUUCUCGUCACUUGGGAGGGUCUCACAAGUUUGUUCCUUCUGCCAUUGACCAAUGGUGGCCCCGCUGGGACUGUAUAUGGCUUUAUCUUUGUUUGGAUCGGUACCGCGUGUGUUUUUGUUGUUCUGUCGGAGUUGGCUUCAAUGGCUCCAACUUCCGGAGGACAGUACCACUGGGUUUCCAUGCUGGCUCCUCCUUCGAGUGUCAGAUUCCUGAGCUACAUAUCCGGAUGGCUCACGGUGAUCGGGUGGCAGGCAACCUUCGCCACAGCCUGCUAUCUAACAGGCACCAUGAUCCAAGGAGUCGUCGUCCUCACGCACCCAGACUACGUGCCCGCGUACUGGCAUCCGACAAUGUACUACUGGGCCGUCGUCGCCUUCGCAGUCGGAAUCAACGUUGUCGGCCGCAGCGUCCUCCCCAGGCUCGAAGGCCUGAUUCUCGUCGUGCACAUCCUGGGCUUCUUCGCGGUCAUGAUCCCGCUGGUUUCGCUGGCAGAGAUCGGCUCGGCCAGGGACGUCUUUACCCAGUUUAACAACCAGGGGAAUUGGUCGUCGGACGGACUGUCGUUCUUUGUUGGUCUGAUUGGGUGUGUUUUUGCCUUUGCUGGUGGCGAUGCUGCUGUUCAUAUGUCAGAGGAGAUUGAAAACGCCAGGGUCGUCGUCCCCCGGUCCAUCCUGCUCAGUGUCCUGAUCAACGGCAUGCUGGGCUUCGGUAUGCUGAUCGCGGUGCUGUUCUGCCUGGGAGACCUCGACACGGCCCUGGCCUCGCCAACUGGAUAUCCAUUCAUGGAGAUAUUCCGCAACGGGACGGGCUCUGUUGGAGGCGCUGCUGCCAUGUCUGCCGUCGUUAUAACGGUGUGUAUCUGCUCCUCGACCGGCAUGAUGGCUGCGACCUCUCGCCAGUUCUGGUCGUUCUCGCGCGAUCGAGGUGUCCCGGGCUGGAGGUUAUGGAGUCGAGUUUCUCCAUCCACUUCCAUCCCAGUCUGGUCGGUUGUGCUCACGACAGUAGUCUCCUUCCUCCUGGCGUUGAUCCCCAUCGGGUCUGAAGUAGCAUUCAACGACCUAUGCGCCAUGUCCAUCUCCGGCCUGUAUGUGUCGUACAUCCUAGUCGCAGCUCUACUCUUGUGGAGGCGUCUCAACAAGACCAUCUACUUAUCAGCCGAUUCCAAUGAGCCCGUGAACACGAUCGGCGCAAAGCUGGUCUGGGGCCCGUUCCAUGUCCCUGGGAUCUGGGGCGUGCUGGUCAACAUCUUUGCCAUUGUCUACGCGCUUAUUGUGGUGUUUUUCAGCUUCUGGCCGAGCGAGACGCCGGUUGUGCUGGAGACUAUGAACUUCAGUGUCGUGGGCACAGUCAGCGUUAUCCUGCUGAGCAUUGUGUACUAUUAUGCCCGUGCUCGUCAUGUAUACACGGGUCCUAUUAUCGAGACUCACUACUAG